Molecule: messenger RNA, 13816 nt
Organism: Corythoichthys intestinalis (scribbled pipefish)
Lineage: Eukaryota; Metazoa; Chordata; Actinopteri; Syngnathiformes; Syngnathidae
Gene: chd7
Product: chromodomain helicase DNA binding protein 7
Exons: 42
Coding region: 1395-11198 (3267 amino acids)
Molecular function (GO): protein binding; ATP-dependent chromatin remodeler activity; ATP binding
Source: RefSeq, a predicted model, not a curated record
ACAUUUUCAAUGGCAACGCAUGCAGCCUCAUUGACACUUAGUAUGGUAGUUUAUGGCAAACCAAUAAUCGUGAAUCAGAUACGUUUUCAUUCGGCGAAUGGUAAGUUUUGUGCACUUUUUUUUUUGUAACGCAACCGCACUCGCUGAGUAUGCAAGACAUUGGUGUUUGAUUCGAGGACAACUCGCGGGAAAUCGUCUAAUCUCAGCGACAAAUGCGUUCUCGCCCAGUUUUCUUCUUCAUUUAAGUAAAAAGUCAUUCACGGUUUGUAUAUGUGCCAUGCCGACAUGCUAACAAUAGCAAGUUUAGCUUUGCCACCCGCUAAUCGCGCAAACACACGCACCCUACACACACGCACACGAGCCACUUUCCAAUAGUUACUUGGAAAGUGGAAAGCUUUUUUUCCCCGGGACGCACAGUGAAUAUCUCAUCCUAGGCGUCUAGUUCCCACCGACUUGUUGAGUUUUCUCAUUGGGAACAACUGAUUUGAGUGAAGUGUGGCUGUUAGCAUCGUUAGCUAAUUGUGUUGAAGCUUUCAGGAGACACGAGGUGGCUCGAGCGUAGAGGUGAGUCACUGGCCGACUCAAUGAGCCAAUCUCCCAGGGAGCUUCCCGGCGGAGAAAACACCCUUGAAAAGCACCAAACUCAUUUUCAUGAGCACGCUCGUGUGGAAAUGUGUGAAUUAAAAUCUAGUUUAUAUCAAAUAGACGUUUGUGUUUGACAAGGAUAUUGUGAAACGCCCGUAGUAGUCGCUAGUUUUAUAGGACGGUAGGGACAGAGAGGAGGGGGAAUUGUGAGGCCAGGCGGUCACCUACAUUAUCCGCGUCGUGUGCGUUGUUUUGGCUCACGUUUGAGUCAUUUAAAUGCUGUAAACAGUGCGUGAAACGUAAAUUUAAGUGGUUUUAAUCGCUGAAGUGUGGAGCAAAGAGUUGUGGGACUUGAAUAAAACCCCCAAACGGGGCUCGUUCUCUGUUCGGAACGACGUGCGAAACGCCACUGAUAGGCUAAUUAGCCUCGCUAGCCGCUGGAGCUAAGCCCAGUGCUAGGACGCAGAAGUUCUGCUAGCGUGUUAGCCAGCCUUCAUCUUCAUUGUGUACUUAUUAGCCCCCGAGCUAGUUAGUAACCCGCUCGGGGCGCGUAUCAGAUGAUGCUUCGCUUUUGGGCAACGAAACUUUUACGGUCUUCGCAUUUAUGUUUGGUGACAGCUGGGCUUCAAUGCCAAACUAUGCACGUGUUGGUGUGAACUUUGCCAGAAAGGAACUGGAGAACCCCAACAUGGACUGAAAUGGUUGCGCAAGGAACCAAUAAAAAUAACCAUGGAAUAGCAAGGUGGCAGCCAGCAGCAUAGGUCUUUCCUGCACAAGACACCUCCCAUCUGUGGGCCCCCCACCCAGCCAUGGCGGACCCAGGGAUGUUGAGUUUAUUUGCGGACGAUGCAGGGCUGUUCUCAGAUGGAUUAGAUGGUAUAGGAGACUGUUUUCCUCAGCAGCCUACUCCAGGCCAAUCCAACACUCUACCCAGGCAGACUAAUCCCCCUCUCAACCACGAACACCAGGGAAACAGGGGUUACCACCAGGGCAUGCUCCUUGGUAGUGGGCCAGCACAACCUAAAUUAGGCCAAAUCUAUGACCACAGCACCUAUGCAGGCUAUGACCAGGCCGGCGCUCCUGCAGGAAGAAUGAUGUCUCAGAAUGGUCCGAGCCAGGGGCCACCAAAUGUCAAUGCAACAAUGAAUGGCAUGGCUUCUCAUUAUCAUAAUAACCCAUCCAACUCAAAUAACUCCCAUCAUGGUUACCAAGGUGAUGCUGGGGCUGGAGCAAGUGGAGCUGGUGUUUGGGGCCAACCGCAUCAAAGUAGAUCACCAUAUCAUCAAGCAGCAGCACAACCAGGGAGUGGACCCAACCAGAUGGGAGCUUUCCAAAUGUCUCAAGGCAACUACGGUGGGAUGCAAGGACAACCCACAUCCAACCCAGCUCGAAUAAACCAACAUUACCCAACACAGAACAUGGCUCACACACCUACUCAAGACCCCUCUCACUACAUGGGACAUGUUGGAAUGGUGGGCGGUCAAAUGAGACACCCACAGCCACAAAGUCAAGGCUAUUCCAAUUUGAACCACACAACUACAUUUCCACAUUCUCCUUCGCGACAACCUCCACACCCUCAUCAACAUCAGCAAAGCAUUGGUGGGUUUGGGGGUGGCCAGUACCCUGGCUAUCAAGCCCAGUAUGGUGCCAUGGGUUCUGGAAUUGGCCAGGGUGCCAAUGCUACUGUGGGUAGUAAUGCCAGCCCAGCUAUGGGACCUGUACAGCUUGGCCAAAGGUUUAAUCAGGGAUCCGGCACAGCUUCUGGGCAAUCUGGGCAGCGAUACCCCUCUGGACCAUCCCACCAGACACAUUCUGUCCCAAUGCAGCCACAGCCGGCAGGGCAACAAGGCCCGCCUAUGCACCCCCUUAGCCACUCCCAGCCUCCAAAUCAAGCCCAAUCCCACCUUGCUCCCCCAGCUCAGGGAUCCUACCCCUCUCCUUCAUCAAUGUCCCCCAUGCGGGUUCUGGGAACCCCAACGCCUCCACCCCAACAGGUCAGGCCCCCCAGUGCAGGACUAGCUGUUCCCACAGAGGUUACUGGAUACACAACUCUGCAGCCUACACCUAAUUCUAUUGCACAUCCUCAGAGACCUCCGCAAACAUCGUUGUCUGCACCCCACCAACACCAGCAGACCCACAGUGUACCUCCCAAUGUAGGGCAGAUGUACCCCAACAUGGGACCACAUCGUGGUCCCCAACUUGGUCCAAAUCGCCCCUCACUCCAGCCACAAGGGCCUCAUGAGUCACCAGUCAGCAAAGUGGGAGAACAGCAUAUCCUCCAUUCCCAGCAACAAGCCCCUCGAAGCGGCCAGCCCAUGCAGCCUUCUGCUGUCGGUUUCCAGGGUCCGUCUGUCAAUCAGCAUGGAGCCCUUCCCAUGAACCAUGGUUUAAUGCCACCUACCCAAAAUAUUCAGACGCCGCACACUCACCUGUCCUCCCAUCCACUACACAGCACACCCCCUCCCCACAACCAGGCCUCCCACCAUUGGGCAGCACCGCCUUCUGCCUCACACCCACUCUCCUCACCCCCGACUACCCCUCAGAAAGUGCCUAAUAUUCAGCAUUCCCCAAUGGACCCAUCUGCCGAUGCCUCAAUGAUGGUUCCUGAUAGACCGACUAGUAGCACUGAUGAUGUUAGUCAGGCUGUCUGCACCGGGCAGCCCGGUGAUCAGGAGAUUAAGCCAAAAAAGAAGAAGAAGAAGAAAACAAAAGUAGAAGAUGGAGUAGAUGAAGGAAAGAAAAGCAUGACAAAAGGAGGGGAAGAUGUCAUGUCAGAAUUUACUUCAACAGGGUGUGAGCAGGGUGUUGGCAUGGGAAUUGGAGAUGGAAGCUCCCUACCUGUUGAGAAGAAAAAACGGAAAAAGAAACCAAAGGAUAAGGCAGAGGGGACUGAGGCCAAAGAGCCUAAGACCCCCAAGACGCCGAAAACACCCAAGACCCCCAAAACUCCCAAAGAACCGAAGGAGAAGAAAGUCAAGAAUUCCACGCCCAAGGCCAAGAUGCCCAAAAAGUCCAGCAGUAAGAAAGCAGAGUCCGAAGAUGGCGCCAUCGCUACCAAGAAGGACUCCAAGAAGAAACGGGAUUUGUCAGCCUGUGAAAAUGUGGAGGUGAAGUCUCCGCCUUCCUCACCUAUUGAGGAGGAGGAUGAAGAUGGUGUGCAGAAGCGACGCUCCAGCCGUCAAGUGAAGAGGAAGCGGUAUACAGAAGACCUGGAGUUCCGAAUAUCGGAUGAUGAUGACAGUGGAGACGAUUCACCGGCACCGAAGUCCCCAUCGUCAACAACCCAGCUGCAGGACGUGGCGGAAGCUGAUGGGCCAGUUGUGGAGAAGAUAAUGGGUGUGCGUACCUCCAAGAAACAGCUGGAGUCACACGAGGAGGUGGAGGUUGAGGAGUUCUAUGUCAAGUUCAAGGGCUUUUCGUACCUCCACUGUCGUUGGGCAGAGUUAGAAGAACUGGAGAAAGACAAGCGAAUACAGCAAAAGGUCAAGCGAUUUAAGGCCAAGCAACUUCUCAACACCUUUAUCAAUGAGAUGGAUGAUGAGCCUUUCAACCCAGACUAUGUGGAGGUGGACCGCGUCUUGGACAUUUCAGAAAGCAUGGAUGAAAACGGGGAGCUGGUGACCUUAUAUUUGGUGAAAUGGUGCAGUCUACCAUAUGAAGACUCCACCUGGGAACUAAAGGCAGAUAUUGACCAGUCAAAGAUAGAGGAAUAUGAACGUAUCGCUGCACGCACACCCAACACUAACAAAGUGGAUCGGCCUUCAGCUACUGAAUGGAAAAAGUUGGAAGGUUCAAGAGAAUACAGGAACGGCAACGCACUCAGGGAAUACCAACUAGAAGGCCUCAACUGGCUCACCUUCAACUGGUACAACUCACGAAACUGUAUAUUGGCUGAUGAGAUGGGUCUCGGAAAAACUAUCCAGUCCAUUACAUUCCUCUACGAAAUUUACAUGAAGGGCAUUCAGGGGCCGUUCUUGGUUAUUGCCCCACUCUCUACAAUUCCUAACUGGGAAAGAGAGUUCAGGACUUGGACUGAGCUUAAUGCUGUGGUCUAUCAUGGCAGCCAAGCUAGCCGCAGAACCAUCCAGGCCUAUGAGAUGUACUUUCGAGAUACACAGGGUAAAAUAAUAAAGGGAGCUUAUCGGUUCGACGCUGUGAUAACCACCUUUGAGAUGAUUCUGGCCGACUGUCCAGAGCUUCGCGGGAUCCCUUGGCGCUGUGUCGUAAUAGACGAAGCCCACCGCUUGAAAAACCGUAACUGCAAACUACUGGAAGGACUCAAGAUGAUGGACAUGGAACACAAAGUUCUGUUAACAGGGACUCCUCUUCAAAACACAGUGGAGGAGCUGUUUAGCUUGCUCAACUUUCUAGAGCCAGAACGUUUCCCAUCAGAACAAACUUUCAUGACUGAAUUUGGAGACCUUAAGACCGAAGAACAGGUUCAGAAUCUGCAGGGCAUUCUGAAACCCAUGAUGUUGAGAAGACUAAAGGAGGAUGUUGAAAAGAACCUAGCCCCUAAGGAGGAGACGAUCAUUGAGGUGGAGCUCACAAACAUCCAGAAGAAAUACUAUCGAGCCAUUCUGGAGAAGAACUUCUCCUUCUUGUCAAAAGGGGGUGGAGGGGGAGGAGGAGGUGGUGGUGGUGGGGGUGGAGGAGGGGGAGGUGUCCCCAACCUCCUCAACACCAUGAUGGAGCUAAGGAAGUGCUGUAACCAUCCCUAUCUCAUUAACGGCGCAGAAGAGAAGAUCAUUGAGGAAUUUCGGGACUCCCACAGUGGAAUGGACAUGCCAGACAUGCCCCUGCAAGCAAUGGUCCAUGCUGCUGGAAAGCUGGUGCUCAUUGACAAGCUACUGCCUAAACUGAAGGCGGGCGGUCACAGAGUCCUGGUUUUCAGUCAGAUGGUCCGUUGCCUGGACAUUUUGGAAGACUAUCUCAUCCAGAAACGUUACCCCUAUGAGCGCAUUGAUGGCAGAGUUCGUGGCAAUCUGCGACAGGCAGCCAUAGACCGCUUCUCUAGACCAGAUUCUGACAGAUUUGUUUUCCUGCUGUGCACGAGAGCUGGCGGACUUGGCAUUAACCUGACAGCAGCAGAUACUUGCAUUAUCUUUGAUUCUGACUGGAACCCACAGAAUGACCUGCAGGCCCAGGCAAGAUGCCAUCGUAUCGGCCAGUCCAAAGCUGUCAAAAUAUACCGUUUAAUCACAAGAAACAGUUAUGAGAGGGAAAUGUUUGAUAAAGCCAGUCUGAAGCUUGGUCUUGACAAGGCUGUCCUCCAGAGCAUGAGUGGGCGUGAGAAUGCCAAUAGUGGGGUUCAGCAAUUGUCCAAGAAAGAGAUUGAAGACUUACUGAGGAAGGGAGCUUAUGGUGCACUCAUGGAUGAGGAGGAUGAAGGCUCCAAAUUCUGUGAAGAAGACAUUGACCAGAUCCUUCAGAGGCGCACGCACACCAUAACCAUAGAGUCUGAGGGCAAAGGGUCUACCUUCGCCAAGGCCAGUUUUGUUGCACCAGGCAACAGAACAGACAUUUCUCUGGAGGAUCCUGACUUCUGGCAGAAAUGGGCCAAGAAAGCAGAACUAGACCUGGAUGCCAUCAAUGGACGGAACACACUGGUGAUAGACACACCAAGAGUAAGAAAGCAGACACGUCACUAUAGCAGUGUGAAAGAGGAUGAGAUGAUGGAGUUCUCGGAACUGGAGAGUGAAGAUGAAGAACCUAGCAGACCUGUCUCCAAACCACGGCGGCCCCAAGACAAAAUCCAGGGCUACCCUCGAUCUGAGUGCUUCCGAGUGGAGAAGAACCUUCUAGUCUACGGUUGGGGUAGAUGGACUGACAUCCUGGCUCAUGGCCGCUUCAAGCGACCCCUGAAGGAGGCUGAUGUGGAGACAAUCUGCCGAGCUCUCCUAGCAUACUGCCUGAUGCAUUACCGUGGCGAUGAGAACAUCAAAAGCUUUAUAUGGGACCUGAUCACUCCAAGCGAAGAUGGAACAACUAAGACAUUGACCAAUCACUCAGGUCUAUCAACACCAGUACCUCGAGGCAGAAAGGGCAAAAAAGGGAAACCCACUGGUCCAUUGCCGCAGACACCAAGAGCAGCUUGGCUUGCAAGUUGUAAUCCUGAUCAUUUACUGCAAGAGGAUAGCUACAAGAGACACUUGAAGCAUCACUGUAACAAGGUGUUGCUGAGGGUGAGAAUGCUGUAUUAUUUGAGACAGGAGGUCAUCGGAGAUCAAGCUGAACGCAUUCUGGAUGGAGCAGAGUCCAGUGAGUUGGAUAUCUGGAUCCCCCAACCAUUCCACGCGGAGGUCCCCACAGACUGGUGGGACACGGAGUCAGACAAAUCCUUGCUAUUAGGUGUCUUCAAACAUGGCUAUGAAAAGUAUAACUCCAUGCGAGCUGACCCCACCCUGUGUUUUUUGGAGAGGGUGGGUAUGCCCGAUGCCAAGGCUAUUGCCGCCGAGCAGAGGGGCAAUGAUAUGAUGGCAGAUGGCGCCGAAGGUGAGGAUGAAGAUCCAGAAUACAAGCCACUCCGGAUGACUUUUAAGGAUGAAAUGGAUGAUUUCACCAAUUCUCCUCUAGAUGACAUUGGGGAAGGAGAAGCAGAAGGUAAAUCUGAUGAAAACGGUCAAGGUGUGCCUUCCACGGGCGGUGCCUCAGGUUCCAACGAGCGACUCUAUUGGCCGGCCGCUUCAGCUCUGACAGCCCGUCUGCGCCGCCUCAUUACUGCCUACCAGCGUUCCAAUCGAAGAGAGCAGCUCCGUCAGGAGGCCCUCAAUAGACCCGACGGGCGCAGAAGGCGACGCCGGGACUUCCUGCCGACCAUUGCAAUGGUUACAGAGGCAACGGGAGGAGCGGCAGCAUAUUUGCAAGAUCCGACAACGGUCUUCAUGGCUGAAGGAACUCCGUACUUAACUAAAGGAAAUGCGUAUUUUGCUAAAGGUGGACAAUUUAUAACUGAUGAGUCACCGGUGUUGACCACAAGUGCCCUGUUGACUGAUGGAGCGAUGUACUACAAGGAAAGACGUCAAAGAUGGACUCGUCGUGAGGAGGCGGACUUUUACAGAGUUGUGUCCACAUUUGGAGUUGUCUUUGACAUCCAGCGUCAGAAAUUUGACUGGACACAAUUUCGAGCGUUUGCCCGUUUGGACAAAAAGACCGACGAAAGCCUGGAGAAAUAUUACUAUUCGUUCAUUGCAAUGUGCAAACGUGUCUGUCGUAUGCAGGUCAAAACUGACACAGCAGAACUGCCCGACCCAACACUGAUCAUCGACCCCAUCACAGAGGAACGUGCUUCCCGCACUCUGUAUCGUAUCGAAUUGCUUCGGCGCAUCAGAGAACAGGUUCUCCCUCAUCCGCUGCUCCCUGAACGCCUCAAACUCUGUCAGCCUUCGCAAGAUCUCCCAGAGUGGUGGGAGUGUGGCCGCCAUGACAGGGACCUCCUUAUUGGCGCCUCAAAGCACGGUGUGAGUCGAACAGAUUAUCACAUCCAAAAUGAUCCUACCUUGUCUUUUCUGGAGGCACAUCAACGCAUCACGAGUCAGCGAGGGACCAUUGUCAGCAUGGGAGAACUGUGCAAAAGUGGCAUAGGAGCAGUGGAGAGCAGCCCUUUGGCUCUGCUCACACCUGCAGAACUGGCCGCGGUCGCAGCUUCUGCCGAAAUGGCUAUCGCGAAAGCAGAAGCACAGGAAAUCCUGGUGAAAACUGAGCAAGAUGAUGUCAAGACUGAAAUUAAAACAGAGGCUGAAGACGAGGACGCCAGUGUAAAGACUGGAACUCCUGAAAAAAUGGAGGAAAAUGCAGUCGACGUUAAAAAUGAGAAAGAAACAUCAGAUUCACCCGUGUCUGAUGUUAAAGAUAAUGUGAUUCAACCGGUAGCAGAAAAAGAAACGAGCGGAGAAACGAAAGUGAACACCGACAACGUUUCCCAAUUGACUGAAGAAGGCAAAGAAUUGACUGACGAGAAGGCAAGCGUGGCUCCUGUUGACACCGCCGACGACCAGAUGACAUUGAAGGCUCCGGAAAAUCCUGAAGCGCAAACAGGCCAAAAUCUUGCAGAGGAAGAAGACCGAGUGGAAAGGGAGGACUGCAAGUCUCUGAAGUCACCUGAUGCAGAGAAAAGCCUGGAAGAGGAAGAGGAGGAUAGGAUGGAUGAAGAUGACAAAUCAGAGAAAUCUUCGCAGGCUGAAGCGAGCGCCGUGUCUGAGCAGAAGAACUUUGACGAGGAGAGCAUUGCAUCUUUGAGCACGUCCGCUCGAGAUGAAACCAGAGAUGGCUUUUGCCCUGAUGACCUGCCAGAAACGUCUGCUUUGCAGGCCUUACAAGACAGAACGUAUGCCUUCACACUCUGGCCUAAGGAUCGAGUGAUGAUUAACAGGAUGGACAACAUCUGUGAGGCUGUCCUGAAGGGCAAGUGGCCGAUCAACAGGCGCCACAUUUUUGACUUUCCUAGCAACCUGUUGCCAGGUCAUGGGUCCGCAGUCAGCACUGCGUCAGUAGCCACGGCAAGUGAGAGCCCUCUGCACAGGCGAAGUCUGGGUGAGCUAACUGUGAGCGGGAUCCACACCUCUUACAGUGGGAUCGAGGAUAAAACGCUUUCACCACAGGUUCAUGACGAUCCUCUGGGCCUGACAGUACCUCGUCAGAGGAGGAGGAGAAGGAGGAAGAUUGAGAUUGAAGCAGAAAGAGCGGCCAAGAGGCGCAACCUGAUGGAGAUGGUUGCUCAACUGAGGGAGAGCCAUGCUUCCCUCGAGUCCCAAAAUCAAGCUAUUGAUCUCACAAAGGGUAUGCACCAUCAACACAAGAGCACUCCGUCGUUGGCCGGCUUCCCCAGCGCUCUGGUAACAAACCCCUCCCUCAAGGCCCAAAUGGAGCUGCUGCAACAAGCCCCGCCCUCCGGUCACAGAGCCAACGGUUCGCUGGAAGCUGACCUGCCGAUGAUGAGGAGGAGGCGGGGACGAAGGAAAAAUGUAGAGGGCUUAGAGCUGCUGUUUAUGGGCAACAAAAGAGUCGGAGGGGAUGAUGGUGAUGGGAACAAGGUGUCAGGGGGGGAAGGCGCUCAGGAUACCGCCCAUGCCCACAGACCCCUCGCAGUAUCGGAGCAGAGCCCCAGUGGAAUAUCUCUUGCCUCUGGUAGUAUGGAGGAGGAAGAGGCGACAGUUUCCAACAAAGAACUUGGAGAGUGGCUGAGGCAGCACCCCACGUUCACCAUGGACAUGUCUGGAUUUACACCAAAGAACGAAGAGUUACUGCUGUCUCAAUUCUCAAAGCCCAAGCAAAAGCGUCAUCGCUGCCGAAACCCCAACAAGAUAGACAUCAACACCCUCACAGGAGACGAGAGGGUGCCUGUGGUCAACAGAAGGAAUGGACGCAAGAUGGGCGGGGCAAUGGCUCCCCCAAUGAAGGAACUUCCUAGAUGGUUACUGGAGAACCCGGAGUUUUCAAUUGCACCUGAUUGGACAGAUAUUGUCAAACAGUCGGGUUUUCUCCCAGAAGCCAUGUUUGACCGGUUGUUGACGGGUCCUGUCAUUAGGGAAGAGGGGGUCCGUCGUCGGGGGCGACGGCCCAAAUCGGAGAUCGCCAAAGCGGCCGCCGCAGCUCAGGCGGCAGCUGCGGCUCAGGCCGCUCAGGCUUCGUUGGCCACCGCUGCUUCGUCGGCCGGAGGCAUCAAUCCUUUGCUGCUGAACAGUCUGUUUGGAGGGAUGGAUCUGUCGUCGCUGCAGAGCCUCCAGUCCCUCCAGUUGGCGGCGGGUCUCAUGGCUUUCCCGACCGCCAGCGAUCCCAAGCAGGCGGCCGCCAACGCCGCAGCCGCCUCCAUGCUCCCCCUCAUGCUACCCGGCAUGGGGGGCUUGCCCAACAUGGCCGCAGCCAUCCCCAACAUGUUCACCCUCGGUGGGCUGUUCGGCGGAAACUUGGCGACGGCUGCCACCGCCGACUCCACGACAGCCUCUGGCUCCGGGAACACCAACGGUACCGCGGAGGCGGACGGGGGAGAAGGCGAGGAAGCCGCGGCGACUAAGAGGAAAAGAACGGAAGAAGAUGUUGAGGAGGCUGGAGAAAAGGAGGAUGAGGAGGGGGAAGCUGAUGGGAAUGAAUGUGAAAACGCCACUAAGAAGAUGAAGCUCGACAAGGAGGAUGAAGAAGAUGGAGAGAAGACAGAGAAACCCCAAAGCAAUCGGAGCGCAGGUCCACAGAUGCCGACGACUACGCCGGCCGACUCUAUCAACGGCGAGGCCGCCGCCCUGCUGGCCGCCGCCGGCAUGUCUGCCAAUUCUCUGGCGUUCAACCCUUUCCUCCUCUCCACAAUGGCUCCCGGCCUCCUCUACCCCUCCGUGUUCCUCCCUCCUGGCCUCGGGGGUCUCGGCCUGCCCGGUUUUCCCGCCGCCGCCACUUUGGCCGAGCUUCAGAGUGCCAUGGGAACACCGGGGGGCGACGCCGCGGCCGCCAAGCCUUCCAGAGACGAGGAGGUCGAGGGGCCUAAAGCGGCGGACGAAGAGGAGGAGGCGGCGCGUGGGGUGGAGAGUGACUUGGCCGAGGAGAGCGCAGUUGCGAAGGAGAACAGAAGCGAAGCGGACGAAUCGCUCGUGGAGGACGGAGGGAUGAUCGAAGAAGGCGAGUAGACGGACGCACAGACUGAACUCAACCCAAACUGACAGCUGACGUGGACAUUUUCUCUCCUCCCAACUCCUCCUCGCCACCUUUACAAGCUUCCACCAACACAAAUCUUGUUUUUUUUUUUCUUUUUUUCCCAGGCGUAUUUCCUCCAUGCCCAAGAGGCACGAGACGUGUGUUAAGUUAAAUCUUUGAUUGUUAGCGUAGUCAAAGCUCACCUCAUGUUCAAAGACUAUUGGCCAGUUUGCAUCUCCACUUGGUCUUCACUAAGUUCCAGUAGUGCUAUUAUUAUUGUUAUUAUUAUUAUUGCUGCUGCUUUCAACUCUUCAACCUUGUUUUUCGUUCAACUUGUUGCUUCUAGGAAGGAGAAACGGAGCUUCUCCAACAUGAAUUGUGGGAGGUGGAGUUGAUGUAGUUUAUUCUUGUAGUUUUCCCAGGUGAGACUCGUAAGUAGGAUAAGCAGACCAACUUUACUAGCGCACACAUUCAAGCAACCAGCUUAGCACUACACUAAAUAGCUUCCUGUAACGUGGCAGGACCCGCCCCCUUCCUCCCUUCAGCUGACCUUCUACUGUUAAGCGCCUGUCCCACACUGUUUGAAUAGCAGUUUUGAGUCUUUCCACUGCCAGUCUCCAAAUCCUGUCUUCUCACUUGAAAGGGAGCUAGUUUUGUAGCACAGCCCAGGCAGACACCGAUUCGCGUGGGGGAGAAACUAGGAUUUGGAACCACACGGGGAUGUUUCAGGUUGAUUCUUUAAGGUGGACGUUUAUCUUUGGCCUGUCACGUCCUGCUGGUUUGAGACCAACCGCUGCUCCCCACUUAAGCAAGACUGUUGCUCUAGUCACACACUGACACCAGACCUGGCCAGAACAGGACUGAAACACGAUCUUCUAACGAUAUGAGGUCGACUCUGGGUUUCGAGUUGACAUUUGUGUUGUCUUUUAUUUUUAUUUUUAUUUUGAAUUCAUUUUGAAUACUUGAAAAGCAACAGCGGUGCUUGAUGAAUUUCGAUUUUGUUAAAUGUCUCGGGAUUAAUCGAGCGCCACGCUUGCUUCAAAUAUUUGAAAGAUCCGAUCUUAACUCAUUGGCUGCCAUCGACGGCGAUAGCCAUUUGGGGCAGAUUGGACAUCUACUAGUGACCAACUAAUUCACAACAGAAUGAUGAAAGGGUUCACAUGAUCGGACGGCUAUCGUGGUCAAUGGCGCUAAAAAAACAUUCACUAUCACAGCCAGCCCAGCACACGCAUAUAAUCACACCUUGUCACAUCUGUGAUGCUGAGACAGCAAUAACUAUGGCAGCUUUUGAAUGUUCCAACAUAACUCGCCCAACACGCAGACUCUAUGAAUUAAAACCACAAGUGUCGAAUUAAUAAAUUUACAACAACAACAAAAACUAAAACUGUAACUGAUGACAAGUACUGCAAUCAAUUUUGUCUCACUAUGUUCCUGUUGAUGCACUGGUGUUAAAGAGUUCAAGUAAUCAGGUACCUUUAUUACUUAGCUACUUUUUUCUUGAAAUAAAUGGACUUGUUGUUACUUUUAGCCAGCAAGCUGAAGAGCAUUACCUCAAAAUUCUUAUCUAGCCUUGAAGUUUACAGACUUACAAUGUAAAUGUUUUUUUUCUCCUUGUUUUUUUUUUUUUUCUUUUUGGGUGUGUGUCUUUGUUUUUUUGGAGACAUCAUGUAUUGAUGAAUUGUAGCUAUGAUGCUUUUAAUAAAAGUGAAUCAUGAUAUUCGCCUAGGAAACCAAACCCAAACUUGUUUCGGUCUGUGUUCUUGCACAAUUUUUGGAUUAUGACUAAUGCUGCAACGAUUAAUCGAUUAACUCGAUUAGAAAAAAGUUUCUGAUCAAAUUUUGCUGCCUCGAGGAUUCUUUUAAUUAAAGUGGCAUAGUAAUGGUUUGUUUUGAAAGUGCAGUUUUGUUGAUUUGGGUGGAUACACUGCCCUCUAGUGGCAACAAUGAAUAUGACAACUCAUUUAACGCGGCUGAAUACAGCUACUCCUUGUUAAGACUAACAUAAGAUAAGUUUUUGUUUUUUUAAUGCAUUCAUAAUUUAGCUUAUUGGUAUAUUUGGCCAUUUUUUGUGGGAAUAUGUUUGAACCAUUUGCCAAGAGCAUUGGGGACAGAACAGCAUUUUAUAGCAUUUAAGCUAGCGGACCUUUGCUAUUUAAGUUAGCCAAUUGUUCUGUUGUUGUACUUAGAUCCUCAUUCUUUUUUUUUUUAAACACCCGUUUGAGCUCAGCUCAGGUAUUUUAAUUUUUUGUUUUUCUUUACCCGAUUACUCAAUUAUUUGAACUAAGUAGUUCAUCGAUUAAUCGACAACUAAAAUAAUCAAUGGCUGCAGCACUAAACUUGGAUUUCUUUUUGAUGACAUGUCUGUACUUUCGGUUUUUGGAAAAUACUUUUCCCAUAAAUGUGAUUUUAAUCUGUUUUUGCCACCUUUAUGGUACAUUUUUUGACUGGGACUUCUAGUGACUUACAGUAAUAGACAUAUGGGUGCUGUAUGGUUAUAUAAAAAUUUUUAAAUCGUAUCGUAAUCUUAAAAUUAUUAUUCAUUCAUAUUUGGCAGUCUUGUUAAAAAUAUUUCGUUAUCCUGGAUGACGAUCUGCUCAAAUUUUACCUACUG